CAAACCGCAACUAAACCCCCCAAAGCCAACUUCUCUCUGUCGACUCGUAGUAGUAUUUCAGUAAUGUCAGGGGAGGAGGGGAACGACAACAAGGAGACAUCUUCUCCGCAGAAAACAACUGCUAAGAAGCAGCAAUUAUGCUGCAUAUGUAAUCAGAAAAGACCUGCUCUUAAGAGACCCAAAACCCUAGAACAGAUAUGUAAGGAGUGUUUUUAUGAUGUAUUUGAAGAAGAGAUACACCGUGUUAUAGUUGAGAAUCGUCUAUUUAAAGCUGGUGAACGUAUUGCUAUUGGAGCCUCUGGUGGUAAAGAUUCCACUGUUCUUGCUUAUGUACUAUCUGAGUUGAAUCGGCGGCACAAUUAUGGGUUGGAUCUUUUUCUAUUAUCUAUAGAUGAAGGUAUUACAGGGUAUAGAGAUGAUUCUCUUGAAACAGUCAAGAGAAAUGAAAUUCAGUAUGGAUUACCGCUUAAAGUGGUCUCAUAUAAGGAUUUGUAUGGAUGGACAAUGGAUGAAAUUGUGAAGAUGAUUGGAUUGAAAAACAAUUGUACCUUUUGUGGGGUGUUUCGUCGCCAGGCUCUUGAUCGAGGUGCUACGUUGUUGAAAGUGGACAAGCUUGUUACUGGGCAUAAUGCAGAUGAUAUUGCUGAAACCGUCCUCUUAAACAUCUUACGCGGUGACAUUGCCAGAUUAGGUAGAUGCACAGCUAUCACAACUGGUGAAGAUGGACCAAUUCCAAGAUGCAAGCCGUUCAAAUAUACGUAUGAAAAGGAGAUUGUUAUGUAUGCAUAUUUCAAGAGGCUUGAUUACUUCUCCACAGAAUGCAUUUAUUCACCUAAUGCAUACCGUGGGUUUGCUCGUGAAUUUAUUAAAGAUUUGGAAAGAAUGAGACCGCGAGCUAUACUUGAUAUAAUUAGAUCUGGUGAGAAUUUUAGGAUAGCCGUUUCAACAAAAAUGCCAGAGCAGGGAAUAUGCGAGCGCUGUGGUUAUAUUUCUAGUCAGGAAAUGCACAGAUUGUAUCAACUUGCAGUCCAGUUUUAAUUGUGCUGGAGUUUCAGCUUUCCGUAGAUGAUUCAGCUCAGGCAUAGAACCUUUUGUCUUUUGACCUUUGUUCUUUAUGGAACAGUCAACAUAAGCCUACGAUCCUAUACUUGAAGUCGUAGCUGGGUUCUUAGGUGUCAGCCUUAAAAUUAGGUUGUGCACUGCUUAACUUUCUACUAUUUGGAAUUAGGAUGAUCUUAGAUCUACCUGCUGUCUAAACCAUUUUAGCAAUUCUAUGAAACGUGAAUGGGUUAGUGAAGGCACUGUAUCUACGUAUAGUUUUAUAGUCGACUUAUGGUAUAAUAAGAAACUCCUAUUCCCUUAUCCAAGUGUAUAUACUGUAUAACAUGGUUGCAGAAAUGGUGCAAAGCAUGUGUUUUGCUGGAUGGACUGAAUCGAGGUUUACCCAAGCUUGGAAUUGGACGAAGCCGAGGGGUUAACAGACAGAAGGAAGUAGAGCAAACAAAUGGAACGAAAAGUAUAGAGAGCAAACAGUGUG
This is a messenger RNA of Papaver somniferum (opium poppy), 1537 nucleotides long. Its product is annotated as cytoplasmic tRNA 2-thiolation protein 1-like. The coding region runs from base 64 to 1038 and encodes 324 amino acids. Gene Ontology annotation, cellular component: cytosolic tRNA wobble base thiouridylase complex; mitochondrion. The transcript is spliced from 9 exons. NCBI's taxonomy places the organism in Eukaryota, Viridiplantae, Streptophyta, Magnoliopsida, Ranunculales, Papaveraceae. The record is from RefSeq and is a predicted model, not a curated record. Gene Ontology annotation, biological process: tRNA wobble position uridine thiolation. Gene Ontology annotation, molecular function: tRNA binding.